GCGCUACACCCGGCAUUUAUCGCGGCGCAUUGUCGAGUAGAGCGCGCUCCUAGCUCGGGUAUCCCGCAUGUAUUCCGCGAGUGUACCUCUGUGAAUAUCUUCUGUGAUCUCUGGAUGUUUUGCGUGCAACAUGGGUGGACGACUAGUGUUGUUGUUAGUGAUGUGCACGGGACUCGUGAGAGCCGACAGGAAACUUACCGUCGUCGAGAAAAUUAGAGGAGACGGGGACCUCUCGCAGUUCCUCUCGCUGCUGGAACGCAACGUGAUAGCCAACACAACCCUGCAUUAUCGUCAGAUGACUCUGUUCGCGCCGACCAACGAGGCAUUCCAGAGGUUCAACGGAGAGCUAGACGACUCGCUCGUCCUCUAUCAUAUAGCAAACCUAGCGACAACGCUAUCGAACAUGGACUAUGCGAUAUCAACGGACUUGGAUGGCAACCCGCCGCUGUGGGUGACAACGCGCCGCGGCCCGAUGCACGACGACAUCUAUGUCAACAACGCUAAGGUCUACGUCACCAGGUCUUACCAGGCCGUCAACAGGAAUAAUAAGCUGCAAGUAUUGCACGUAAUAGACCAAGUGUUACUGCCGCUGCAGCCCCAUGGACCCAGCUCAAUCAGCUCUCCAGUGUAUAAUCCCAACGCCUAUCAUUUUCUGGAACACUCGGAUCUCUUCAACAUUGGCCAACACCGACUCAGAUCCUUCAGACAAAAAGUGAACCAGCUUAAAAAGAGCAAAGUGUUUGACUCCGACGGCAGGCAUACGUUCUUUAUCCCUGUCGAUGAGGGAUUUAAGCCGACAACUAGAUCCGAUUUGAUAGACGAGAAAGUUGUGGACGGACACGUUAUACCUCAUCAUGUGUUGUUCACUCACGCGACGCCGGACACUAAGGAGUUUGAGACCCUGGCUUUCGGAGACAAUGUCAAGGUCAUUAUAUCGUUCAGCACCGUCAUGAAUGGGAAAGAUGAGAUAACCUACGUAAAGUCCAACACCGUGGCUGGCGAUGCCAAGCACGCUCGAGGCGUGGUCCUGGCCGACAUCGUGAGAGCGAACAUCCCCGUGAAGAACGGAGUCGUACAUCUGAUACAACGACCUCUCAUGGUCGUCGAUACAACCGUCAUCGAUUUCCUCAGGGGAAUUGAAAAAGAAGACGGACCUCUUUGUAAAUUCUAUGAAGUAAUCAUGGACCUGGGAGCAAACAACCAGUUCUUCAACGAACUCACUUUGGCGAAAGACAUUACUCUAUUUGCGCCUUCAAAUGAGGCGUGGGCCGACUUCAGCGUCGAAAAUAUUAUUAGGAACCAUCAAAAGCUGAGGGACAUUUUGAAUUUACACUUGGUACGUGAAAGGCUGCCACUGGACGCGAUAAUACACAACAACAUGAAUCAGAUUUAUCAAGCACCGACGGCCUUACCUCGGAAAUACCUUUACUUCAACGUUCUGACUCGCGGUCAGAAUCAGACGCUAACUGUGGAAGGCGGUGGAGUGAACGCGACUGUGACUCUUCCCAACAUUGCUGCAACCAACGGCUUUGUUCACAUUAUCGAUAGAGUACUGGGAGUCCCAUACACAACAGUCUUCGAGAAAUUGAAAACGGAUCCGAUGCUCAACAUUACAUACAACCUGGGCAAGCGACAAAUGUUCAACCAGCAGCUAAAUGACAUGGAGCAUCGUUACACAUACUUCGUCCCCCGCGAUCACGCUUGGCUAAAAUUCCAAAUUAAGCAUCCUUCUGCUUUCAAAUCUCUGUUCAGAGAAGACUUUGGUUAUUUCACAAAGCAAAUUUUAGAGCGACAUGUUAUCCGGGCCGGGCGUGCGUACACGGUAUCUGAUUUAAAACUUCUCGCAAACGAAACACAUCCCUUCGUUCUGCCGACUUCACGCGAUCCGCUCCGGCUGCGUGUCAAGGAAUCUGAUAAGAACUACUACGUGGAGUGGAACGGCCAUUGGAUCCACGUAUUCAGGCCUGAUGUGGAGUGCACUAACGGCAUCAUCCACGUCAUCGACGAGCCCUUCGUGUUGGAGAGUGACAUCCGCGCGACCGGCGCCGCUCACAGACUCAACCUCGCCUACACGUACUUCAUUCUGUUCUUGUCGUUCUGUUUUGUAAGAAUUUUGGAAAAUUAAACGUCCAUCCGUUUUUGUUGAGUCAAUUAUGCGUUCGUAUUAUUUAUGGCCAAAAGGGGCUUUGAAUAAAAUCUUAAAUUAUCAUCUUAAAAUAAACACAAACUUAUUUGGACAGUGUACGCUAAAAAUUGCAUUGAAUGUUUCAUGAAUUUUGGGUACCUUCAUUUUACGUUACCGUAGUUUUCAUAUAGUUUAAGGAUAACAUGCGGGAUUGCACUGAAUUUUUAACAUGCAGAAGUCCGUGGUGAGAUGUUUAUGUCUCGAAAUAUACACUGCCAUCAAUAUUAUAAAGUUUUAGUGACAAAAGAACAUUUUUAACAUAUUUAUCUUUUUAUUACAUUCUAAAUCGAAACUUGUUGUUUCAAGAUAAAUCGAAAAUUCUGUAAUCAAUCUUGACAUAAAUUUAUAUAUGGUAUUUAUAAAAUAAAUAUUUGAGUAAGGCAUUAUAGACAUAUAGGUAUUUAUUUCUACAUAACUGUUGUUGAAGUUUUUUAGAUUAAUUAUAAUGAAUGAAUGAAUCUUACGCUCCACUUUUAAAUUUUGGGUCCCUUGUGCCUUUUUUAAAACCAAAGUACUAAAAUUAAUUCAAAAUAUACCUAUCCAAAUUUUUAUUUACAAAAUCUGUAUAAUAUUUACUUUAACAUAUUGCCUAUACAUUCCAUGUUAUAAGUAUCUUAAAGAUCUAUUAAUGUCUAAAUAUUUAUUGUUGUUACCAAUGAAGUACCCAAAUUGAGCUUUCAGUUGUAAAAAAUCUUUUAAUGAAUCAAUAUGAAUUGUUAAAAUUUUAAUCGAAGAGCAUUGAUUUAAUGUAAGUAGAAUUAUUCAUUCGUGUCAAAUUAAUUGGUCGACAAAUAAAAAUGUUCGGAUUUAAAUUGAAAAGAUAAUCCGGUAGCGUAUGGAGAGACGCUUGCUGCCUGAUCAUUAUAUUUAAGUUCAUUGAAUAUUUCUAACUAUUACGAUGAUUUGAAUUUAAUAAAGUAUUGUAAGAACGGCCGCUUUAGCUUGCACGCUGUUGGAGCUAGGCAGGUCUUUCUAUCAUUAUUAUAAGCAAUGGAAAGUAAAGUAUUUAAUAAAGUAUUCUUAAAUUGAGAGCGAUCAUAUUAUUAUAGAUGUAUAUAGGAAUGAAUGGGCUUAUAAUUAUGAUGGUGCAUUUGUGAUUCUCUUACGUUUACUAAGCAGAUGUAAAUAAUUUAUAUAAGUUAUCAUAGUUCAUUAAAGUUAUUGUAUAAUUUAGUAGCUAUUACUUGAAUACGACUGAAAUUUUAUCACGUUUUCAUACACGAAGAUAUACUCGUAUUGGACAAAUUGAAAGAUGUUACAUUGAAAUGACAGAAAUGCUGCUUCCGCGUUUUAAACUUUACUAUAACGUUGAAGUUUUCUAUUAAAAGUGAUUUACAAAAUAGUGUUAUGUACUUACUUACAUUUACAAUGGUCACUUUAUAUUGAAUAUACAUGAAAUAUUUGGAGUAGAUAUUUACAACAGUAAGGCAGCAUUUAUUAGUAAAUUCUUACCGAUUAAUAUAUUCAAGUAUCUUGUUGAAAUCAGUGUAAUAGAUACAAUUAUCUGUCGCUUAAUAGGUAUAUUUACAUUAAUGACUUUAUAAGCAAAUAUUCAAGUGAUGUCUAUAUUGAGCCAAAGCUAAUGCUACUUCAACUGAUAUCAAUAUUACCUUCCUAUACUUAUUGUGUAAGGUUAUAAUAUUACCUACAAUAGUUGUUAGAUUGACAUAUAGCCUAUAAAUGUAAGGUUUGAAUGUUCAUGGAAGCGAUCAUUAUUAAAAUUGCAUUUUUAAUACUAUACACUAGUGUUACGUGGGACGUAUUGACCCAAGACAAUAUAAUUCUGACCAAAUAUUCAACCAAAUAUUUGGUUAAGUACGAAAUUGGAAUUCAAUUAAUUAGUGGAUGUUUUGGUGUAAUAAAAUCUAUGUCAAAUUAGUGAAGACGUUAUGGGGAAGUGUUUAAUGACAAAGAAUUUAUGUGUAAAAUAUACAUAUUGAACUUCU
This is a messenger RNA of Helicoverpa zea (corn earworm), 4131 nucleotides long. It is a transcript of the gene Fas1, whose product is annotated as fasciclin-1. Gene Ontology annotation, cellular component: extracellular matrix. NCBI's taxonomy places the organism in Eukaryota, Metazoa, Arthropoda, Insecta, Lepidoptera, Noctuidae. The transcript has 14 exons. The coding region runs from base 131 to 2125 and encodes 664 amino acids. The record is from RefSeq and is a predicted model, not a curated record. Gene Ontology annotation, biological process: cell adhesion; extracellular matrix organization. Gene Ontology annotation, molecular function: cell adhesion molecule binding.